GAAUCACCCAAUUAGCAUUAGCGAAUCUUGGCAUAUGUAGCCAGCAGCAGAUGACAGGCCCCCGGGGACCACUCCGGCUUUUUCCAGAGUAUCCACGUAAGACAAGGGUGGGGGGGCGGUUGACGAAAACUAGAUUUCAAACACUUUCGUCAACCCCCUACUCAUGUUGCCUGCGCCAUGGAGAUAGUCACCAUGUCUGGGCCAGCUGUGCUACUUCUCUGUGGCCUUUUGGCCCUCUAUGUCCUCAGGACAAUCAGCACGUAUGCCAGAUUGCGCCAGUUCCGGGGCCCCACGUGGACUGGUAUCUCGAACUGGCCACAUAGCAUAGCCAUGCUUCGUGGCAACUGCCACGAGUGGUAUGCAGAGGUCAAUAGGAAAUAUGGUCCGAUCGCCCGUGUCGCGCCUCGGGUGCUGAUCACAUCUUCUCCAGAAGUUUGGAUGCAUGUAAAUAACAAGCCCGAUUAUAAGCGCUCGGACUGGUACUACCGAGCCGCGCGGAUUGAGUAUCGGAGAGACAACGUCUUCAGCCAGACCGAUAACGCGAAACAUGACCAGCGCAGAAAGCAGAUGGCUCCAGGGUAUUCGGGAAGGGAGAAUCUCCACCUGGAGGAGUCUGUCAAUGAGCGACUCGAAGACUUUCUGCACCUUAUCAGGUCAAAAUAUGUCUCGACCGACUGGGAAGUCAUACCCAUGGACCUAGCGACGAAGGUGCAGUAUUUCACACUGGAUGUCAUCAGCAGCGUGGGCCUCGGGAAAGAAUUCGGCAUGCUGCGAAGUGAUCGCGACGUGGACAACUACCUUCAAUCGAGCGAGGAGGGCCUAACCAUAGGUCACCACGCCCUCGCUCUUGGCUUCAGCUGGAUCGCGCAAGCCCCGUUCAUCGGCAAAUUCGUUGCACCCUCGCCAAAAGACAACAACGGCUUCGGCAAAAUGAUGGCCGCAUGCUUCCGCCUCGUAGACGAGCGUGCUGCAAGUUCCACCGACAAACGAUCCGAUAUGCUAGCCUCUUUCAUGCGCCACGGUCUGGCAGGAGACGAGCUGCGCACUGAGGCGCUAGAACAGAUUAUCGCAGGUUCCGAUACCACCGCUGGCGCAAUUCGCUGCAUCCUCUUGCAUAUCAUGACAAACCCUCGCGUAUACCUCAAGCUACAGCGCGAAGUCGAUGACGCCGUACGAGAUGGCCUUGCGCCUGGUCGUGGUAAAGGCUUGAUCACUGCUGCCCAAACGAAACAGCUUCCGUAUCUCCAAGCUGUGAUUCGCGAAGCCCUGCGAGUCUGGCCACCCGUCGCGAACAUCUUCUCGCGUGAUGUUCCACCUGGUGGUGAUACUGUCAUCGUUGACGGUGAGAGCGUGUUCCUACCCGGCGGUGUCUGCAUCGGGUAUUCGGCAUAUGGUAUGCAUCACAGCGAGACGAUCUAUGGCAGUGACGCAAAGGCCUUCCGACCCGAGCGUUGGCUCGAGUCUGAUACGGAGAAGCUGAUUGAGAUGACUCGAACCAAUGAUCUCACAUUCGGACACGGGAAGUUCCAGUGUUUGGGGAAGCCGGUGGCUCAAAUCGAGAUUGGAAAGACUGUGUUUGAGCUUUUGCGCAAUUUCGACCUGUCAAUUAUCAACCCGACGCGCCCCUGGGAGACGCGGAAUGUUCUCGGUCUUUUCGCAAUCUCUGAUAUGUGGGUUCAAGUAACGGAGCGAAAAUUUUAACAUCCGUUACAGCUUACUGUUUCCUUGGCUUGGACGAGUCCCCCUUAGGCAAGACCCAUAUCUAUGAUGAACUGGGGGAGUACAUCCGGAAGUUGAGAAGAGACGAAGGCAGAGUCACGCAGUGUAAUUAGCAUGUUUUUAACAUCAGGUAUAUAUUCAGAGAGAAAGGGGCAAUUCAUUGAUUCUGAAGACCAGGGGAAAUCCUUGAUUGGGAGUGAAAGGGAG
Messenger RNA from Penicillium brasilianum, 1926 nucleotides. NCBI's taxonomy places the organism in Eukaryota, Fungi, Ascomycota, Eurotiomycetes, Eurotiales, Aspergillaceae. The record is from the annotation of a GenBank genome assembly.